Molecule: messenger RNA, 1611 nt
Organism: Ixodes scapularis (black-legged tick)
Lineage: Eukaryota; Metazoa; Arthropoda; Arachnida; Ixodida; Ixodidae
Exons: 7
Coding region: 1-1611 (536 amino acids)
Source: RefSeq, a predicted model, not a curated record
AUGCCUACCGGGUGCGGUGUUUCGUUGUGCCCGAACCGGAGUCCCCUGUUCGUCCGAACUCCAAAUCUCCUGUACCAUCGACUACCGCGCGAGGAACCCCUCAGGGGUGCGUGGUGCCAGAGAAUCGGAAGGGAGGACCCAGGAACGUCUGAUCUUCGAGUGUGUUCCCAGCAUUUCGAUGGCGAACGGGACUACCACUGCAUCGCUAGCAUCCUUCGUGAUGCUGGGCAGACUACUAAGAAACGACACUUGAAGCCCGGUGUCGUUCCUUCUCUUCGCCUGCCCCCCUCCGCAAAGCCUCUUCUCCUCGCAGCGAAAGGCCCAACGCUGAAACGCCGAAGAACUAUGGGUGACAAGCCGAGUGAAGAGACGAACUGCGUCGAGAGCGAGGCAGCUUGCGAGCCUCGCGAGUACUGCUGCCACUGCGGUCCCCAAAUGGCCACCCGCGACGCGGCGGUUCAGGCCGUUCCAGAGCAGAAAGAGGCGCCUGCACAGACUCCGAGGCCGCCUACCGUGAAAGGCGCUUCUCUGGGAACGGACCCUUGGCUGGGGAAGCAGUCUGUCGGCACGCAGGACAACUUCUAUGCAAGAGCGCUGACAAGCCACUCUGUACAGACUGAGGACUUGCAGCUAGCUGGUGGCAGCAGCGACACCGAUGACAACGAGGACGAGGAUCCCACAUUUGAGCCGUUUGUCAGAGAGAGCGUUGUCGAGAAAAACACCACCACGGGUGCGGAGCCAGGGUAUAUGGAGCGAAAGUUCGUGGUGUUCGAGAGCUACCUCCUGCAACUCUUUGAAGUAUGCAAGUCUUGCUACAGCCCCUGCAAGGCAUCCAUCAAGUCCAAUGGUGCACUGAUCUCUGUGUACACCUCCUGCCCUGCUGGUCACACGAACCGCUGGGACAGCCAGCCCUACAUCAACGGCAGGGGGGCUGGAAACUUGCUCCUAACGUCCAUGGUCCUGUUUACGGGUGCCUCUCCCACCAAAACGCUGCGCCUGUUCCGGAUGAUGAACAUCCUAGUUUUCUCCGUGAAGACUUACUUCAACUUCCAGCGGGCCAUUUUAGUUCCAGCUGUUGAAGAGGUGUGGAGAGAUGAGCAGAAGCUGCUGCUGGACGAGCUCAGCGACCAGCCGCUUGACCUCGCUGGAGAUGGGAGAUGCGAUUCUCCAGGCUUCAGCGCCAAGUACCUCACAUACUCCCUGUAUGUUCCACGUGUAAACAAAAUCCUGCACUUUGAGCAGGUGCAGGUUGGAGAGUGUGAGGCGGUCCGCUGCAGUGGGCAGGUGGAGAAGGAAGGCCUCCUGCGCUCCCUGGCCUUCACAAGGGACGAAGGGCUCACGGUGCGGUCCCUAACCACCGACAGGCACCGCACCAUUGCGAAGCACCUGAGGGAGAAGGAGCCGGACAUACUCCACUUCUUCGAUGUCUGGCAUGUCUCUAAAAGUAAAUGUCAUUUGCUCUGGACCAGCUCAACUUUGCAAACAAACAGCCUACACUGCUCGUCAACAUGGCAAAAGUGGGGUUUUGGCGACCCAAGCAAUGUCCUACUUGUUGGGAAACAGAGCCCUUUGUCAUUGGGUGGGAAUGUUCAAUGUGAGCAAGCUUUCUAA